CCGCCCCUCCUCGGGCUGCUGCAGGCGCCAAUGAAGCUGCCGCGGCGCCAGGGGGCGGGCUGCAGGAGACGGGUCUGUGGGUGCCUCUCUAUCCCCAGUGGGUUGAGGCGUCUCUGUGGUUGGGCACUGGGCAGUUGCCAUAGCGCCGCCGCCGCGCCCAGCGGAGGGCCCGGGGCCUUCCCGCAGUCCCGGCCCAAAGCCCCCUCCGGGACGGGGCUCCAGAAAGAGCUUUCAGUUACUAUGUGGGCAAGCUGCUGUAACUGGUUUUGUCUGGAUGGCUCAGCUGAAGAGAUGGAGCAGCAGGCACAGCAGGGAGCCAGAGCCCAAGCCUACUCCAACCCUGGGUUCAGCUCCUACCCCUCUCCCACCUCUUCUGAACAGAGCUGCAAAGCCUGUGGGGUGCACUUUGACAGCCCCUCCAGGAAGCACAUCUGUUUGGACUGUAAAAAGAAUUUUUGUACGUCCUGCUCCAGCCAGCCUGAAGGUGGCCCCCUCCUCUGCCAUCUCUGCCAGCGGGUCCGAGCCACAGCUUUUCAGCGGGAGGAGCUGAUCAAGAUGAAGGUGAAGGAUCUGCGGGACUAUUUGGCCCUCCGUGAGAUUUCCACAGAGUUGUGUCGUGAAAAGGAGGACCUGGUAUUUCUGAUUCUUGGCCAGCAGUCUCUAAUUACCCAGGAAGAUCAGAUAAUAACGAAUGCAUUUAAUCCUAGUGCCUCUGGACAGCAAGACUUUGUGAUUCUCCCACCCACCAGCACAGCAUCUUCUACCUCACAUGAUGUGGCUGCAGAUCCCAUCUCAAGUUCAGGAGCUCAGGAACACCCACAGGUAAAUGGUUAUGUAUCUCCAAGCCAAGGUGGUCUGACAGAAGUUGAGAAUGCAGCAGAAGCACCAACAGAGGAAGAGACACAGUCUACUGACUCAGAGGAUAACCUGGUGCUGGGGAGGAAGGCUUCCCUCUCUGACCUCACCAGCCUCGGGGACAUCAACGCGCUCUCCGUGCGGCAGCUGAAGGAAAUUCUUGCCCGGAACUUUGUCAACUACAAAGGCUGCUGUGAGAAGUGGGAGCUGCUAGAGAGGGUGACCCGUCUCUAUAAAGAGAAAGACCUUCAACAGCUAGUUUCUGACACUGACGAUCACACUGGUGGUGCUGGGCUCCCUGGCCCAGAGGAAAACCUCUGCAAAAUCUGCAUGGAUGCACCCAUCGACUGUGUCCUGCUGGAAUGUGGCCACAUGGUCACCUGCACCAAGUGUGGGAAGCGGAUGAGCGAGUGCCCCAUCUGCAGGCAGUAUGUGAUCAGGGCUGUGCAUGUCUUCAAGUCCUAAGUGGGGGCAAGGGAACUGGUGGUGCCUUGAAGCCUCACCUGCUCUGAAAGAAAUGGUCAAAAUUGUUCCCAGGAGUUAGGGCAGAGAUCAGCAAAUGGACCAAUGGAAGCUGGAAGUGAGGGAAGGAUGAAGCCUGGGGAAACUCCUUCUUACUCAAGUUAUGCCUGGCUCUGCUCAUCCCAUAAUAGUGCUUUACACCACAGUGCCUGGAUUCCUUGGAGCUUCUUGCCAGCAGCAGACACACAAACCAUUAACAACCUCCAUCCUACAAUUACUCGAGUGUUUGGAAGAGAUGGAUGCUUGGCUUUCCAUCAGAGAGAGGCUUUUUAUUUUUCCCUGAAUAAAAAAAGUGGACUGAAAUCUCCAAGUUUUGUUUUUCUGCUUAGGGUAUAAACUCAGCACCAACUUGAAUUUCCAAGAUAAAAAUUUGUUAGUGCUUGUUAAUUUUUUUUUUUUUAAAUUUAAUGUGAAAUUCUUAUGCUUGCAGGACAGGCAGACUGCCUCUGAUUUCUGUGUUCAGAAUAAGCAUAAUUCUAGCCUAGUGCAAUUGUGGAAAAAUGUGUAACUUUAUUUGAAGUGGACUUUAUUGAAAAAAUUUAAGGGGAAUGUGACUGUGAAAUAUCCAGCCUUACCUUGUGUGGUGGUUUUCUGUUUGCCUGUUAGGGCAAGGGGGAUUUCUAGUUUGACUGUUGCUGAUUCCUUUGACUUCACAGCCUUCCUUACAGCAUACACCACCACGUGUUUUAAAACUGAACUGACUUCACUUGAUGAAAGAGCUGUGAUCCAAGGCUUGAGUCUUUUAGGGUUUUGUGCAGAAAACAGAGCUAACAAGUUGUAAAGAUUUCAUGGUCACACAAUCAUAUUUAAGUACAGGUGACUUUUUUUUUUAGAGGGGAGACAUGAAAGAAAGCAAACUUUGUCUCCCUUGAAUCAUUGAGUGAAUAUCAUUGUAGGUUCUUCUGUUUGCUCAUCAGCUUCCCCCUUACUUUCCCCUUUGCUCAACCUUACAGUCCUAUUGCAUUCAGCCUGCUUACCAAGAGCAAUUUCUUUUGUACUUUCUGCUUUGAGGGUAGAGAGGAGAUUCUGUGGUCUGAGAUGUGACCAUUGCCAGCCCUUACUGCUAUCUUCAGUGGGAAGCCUUGCUAGAGAAAACUCUAACUGGUGUAUCUUUCCCUCAAGUGGCCUGGAAGCACUCAGAGCACUCAGUUGGUACCACAGCUACUCUCCCAAUCUUGAUGCCUUAAGUUUCCAGCCAGCAUGGGAUUGUUUUCUCAUUUCAAGUCAUGUAUGAAGUUCAGUACCUUCUGCUGCAGGUUUUUUUCCUGUCUUGCUUUUCCCUUGGGGGAUGGGUGAUCACUUGGUGUUCAAACUGAAUCUCUGCCAGCAGAAAACAGCAUAAAAACUCAAGUAUCAAUGUACAGCUUCUGGAUGUGCAGUUAAAGAACUGAUCACCAAAGCCCUGGAUCUUAUUUUGCAGUCAGUGAUUAUGUUAACAGCCAAGGAAAUUAUUGUCAUCUUUAACCUGGAAUAUUGCAUGAGUAGCACUGCUGAAGUGGCAGGGAGGGAAGGGUCUCUGCUCUGCCAGUGUGAGCCAAUAGAACUUCAGGUGAAGAAAUCUGUCACUUGGUGGGCAGCAGAACCUCUGCAGUAUUGAGGUGGCUGCUGAACUCCACAGAAACACAACAGCUGCUGAGGUUUUACUGAACUAAAAAUUGAGUUUUACCUCUUUCCCUGUUCAGGUUGUUCUCUAACCUUUGGCUUAAGGUUCAACAGGUUCCAGGAUGAGAAGAGUAGUGGUAGAAUUCAGUGCAUGAUGUUAAAUACUGCAGGUAGCAGUGACUGUAUUUACUCAAGGGAUUCACAGGGAUUUGGUUAAGAGUUAGAGGAAUAAACAAAGUGUUGAACAGCCUCAUUUAAUAAAUUCACUGUGAAAAUUCAUGUCAUAUUUUUCAAUAAACUCAGGGCUGGGGGAAUUUAGCAGGAAGAUGAUUAUUCCCCUGUGGACAGAUGUAGAGGGUAGGCUUAUUUUCUACAGCAUAUAAAUCAAAAUAGAUCAAUGUCUGAAAUUUUAGUAAUGAGAAUAUGUACCCACCAGCUGACUCUGACAUAUGCUUUCUGAAGGGAGGACUUUGUUUUUACUCCUGACUCCAGUGUUUCCCUUGCAAAAAAAAAAGGAUUCUCUACAAUGGAUAUGAUUGUUUUAAAGGAAAAUCGAAAUCUGGAGAAAACUAAUGGUCCAAAGGAAUAUAAUGAUGACAACUAAUAAAGUAAAUGGAAAUAUUUAUGUGCUUUAUGUACACUGUAAAUAGUUUAAAUAUUUUAAAGGUUAAUAUUCUACUUGAAAUGGCAUGUUCUUCUCUAUUAAAUCUCUUGGUACUGUGAUGGUUAGACUUACUAGUUUUGGUACAGAAGUUUGGUUUAUAAUUUUAUAAUAAAGCUGAAAUGUGAUUUAA
Calypte anna (Anna's hummingbird) is the source of this 3773-nucleotide messenger RNA. RefSeq names its product ring finger and FYVE like domain containing E3 ubiquitin protein ligase (gene RFFL). The transcript is spliced from 7 exons. Bases 31 to 1320 code for a protein of 429 amino acids. Gene Ontology annotation, cellular component: cytoplasm; plasma membrane. Gene Ontology annotation, biological process: protein K48-linked ubiquitination; proteasome-mediated ubiquitin-dependent protein catabolic process; negative regulation of extrinsic apoptotic signaling pathway via death domain receptors. The record is from RefSeq and is a predicted model, not a curated record. Gene Ontology annotation, molecular function: ubiquitin protein ligase activity. Lineage: Eukaryota; Metazoa; Chordata; Aves; Apodiformes; Trochilidae.